CUUGUCCUUGGGCUUUCUGUGGGUGCACCAGUGUCAGCUGCACUUGCAGGGGCCCUAGAAGGUGGCCUCCCUUCCUGGGCUCCCCAAGGCUGUCAGGGUGAGCGUGGAGAGUGGUUUCAUUCACCUCAGUUCUUGGGACUCUUCUGAGCACCAUUCACACAAGGAAGGGAGUAGGAGAAAGAGGACAAGUGGAUCCAACAGCCUCCAUUCCAGGGGAAUAAGGGCAUCGCCUCCUUUCCUUAGAGGACACUCCCUUCUAGUGGUGAAUGGGAACUCCCUUCCUCCUGCAGCAGCCUGCCUGCAGCAGUCCUGGUUAUACAGUGUGGACGCUGCAAAGCUGUCACUGCCCCGGAAAGAAAGCACCCAGAGCCAAGGCAAAGAGAGCUGCAGUAGCCUAGAGGUUCAGAGAGCCGACAGGGCUGCCGGGGAGGCAGCUGCAGCAAGGUGACAGUGACACACAGAGCAGACGACUCCAAGCAGGUUCUGCUUCCUCUGGGACGGUGCUGCGUGAGAGUGGAGAGAAUACAGCCCUCAGCCCACAAGCUCUCCAGUCUUGAAAGUGCCACAACCAGCAACCACUGAGCCAUGGCUGAAGGGGAAAUCACAACCUUCACAGCCCUCACAGAGAAGUUUAAUCUGCCUCUAGGAAAUUACAAGAAGCCCAAGCUCCUCUACUGUAGCAACGGGGGUCACUUUCUGAGGAUCCUGCCGGAUGGCACCGUGGAUGGGACACAAGACAGGAGCGACCAGCACAUUCAGCUGCAGCUCAGUGCGGAAAGCGUGGGGGAGGUGUAUAUAAAGAGUACCCAGACUGGCCAGUACUUGGCCAUGGACUCCGACGGGCUUUUAUACGGCUCACAAACACCAAAUGAGGAAUGCCUGUUCCUGGAACGGCUGGAGGAAAACCAUUACAACACCUAUGUGUCCAAGAAGCACGCCGAGAAGAAUUGGUUUGUCGGUCUCAAGAAGAACGGAAGUUGCAAACGUGGUCCUCGGACUCACUACGGCCAGAAAGCAAUCUUGUUUCUCCCCCUGCCAGUCUCCUCUGAUUAAAAAAAAAAAAUCUGUUCUGGGUGCUGACCACUCCAGAGAAGCCUUGAGGGGUCCUCACCUGGUUGACCCAAAAAUGUUCCCUUGACCAUUGGCUGCACUAACUCCCAGCCCACAGAGCCUGAACUUGUAGGCAUUGCGCUUCUAAAUGCCCAGUCCUCUUUUCUGCAGAGUCCUUUACCCCAGCAUGGUUUGGAAUAAAGGGACCAAAUUGCCAAUAGGGGCCAACUGGCUGGCCAGUCUGGGUCUGGGUUUGGAUGUCCAAUUGCCUCUGGGCACCUGCAGCAGGCUAAGCCCCUCAAUGCAAAGUGGGGCCACAGGAAGUGUGUUAAGGGGGCUGCCCAGAGGGUCAUUGGUAACUGCAUACCAUUUCCUUCUACUGAGUAAAUCCUGGCUGCAAUUCCCCCAAA
Otolemur garnettii (small-eared galago) is the source of this 1460-nucleotide messenger RNA. RefSeq names its product fibroblast growth factor 1 (gene FGF1). Gene Ontology annotation, molecular function: fibroblast growth factor receptor binding; growth factor activity. The record is from RefSeq and is a predicted model, not a curated record. The transcript has 5 exons. Gene Ontology annotation, biological process: positive regulation of protein phosphorylation; positive regulation of cell population proliferation; cell differentiation. NCBI's taxonomy places the organism in Eukaryota, Metazoa, Chordata, Mammalia, Primates, Galagidae. Gene Ontology annotation, cellular component: cytoplasm. The coding region runs from base 586 to 1053 and encodes 155 amino acids.